Messenger RNA from Schistosoma rodhaini, 5230 nucleotides. The record is from the annotation of a GenBank genome assembly. NCBI's taxonomy places the organism in Eukaryota, Metazoa, Platyhelminthes, Trematoda, Strigeidida, Schistosomatidae.
UUCAAAAUACAAUACAUUCGUUCGAGUUCAUCUGAUACUUCUUGGUUAAAUUGCGUUAUUCCUGGGAUUACUAGUUCAUACUACAAUUCAAAUAAUUCUAAUUAUCAUAUUGGCGUCGCGAUGGAGCCUGCGAUACAACAGUUGGACAUUCAUUCAACUUCUGAAGCUUGUGAGGAUUACCUUGAAAGGUUUGAGAUAUGGAGCAUGACCAAGAAAGAUAUGAAGGGUGACAAAAUUGUGGCACAUUUUCUUACAUUCAUCGGUCAAGAAGCCUACAGUUUAUUAAAAACCUUGGCAUAUCCAGAUAAGCCGAUUUCACUCCCAUAUACAACUCUCAAGGAAUUACUAUUAAACCAUGUGAAGUGCACCAGUUUUGAGUGUCGUGAGAGAGCAAAAUUUCAUAAGAUGAUUCGUCAGGAUAACCAGAAGGUUAAAGACUUCAUCCUUGAAUUGCAAAGACAAGCUUCGAAAUGCAAUUUUGGUGAUCAGCUUCAUGUACAGUUGAGAGAUCGGUUAAUUGCUGGAAUUGACAUACCAGGUCUGGAAAAGGAGCUGUUAAGAAUGCCGAACUGUUCUUUUCAAGAUGCUAGAACUGCAUGUAUUAACUACGAAGCAGUGAAUGAACUUGAUAUUCAAUCGAUGAAAAUUUCUAAUACUUUGCUUAGUCGUCAUGAUGAAUUACAAUCUCAAGGUCGAUCAAAUUUGCGUUCGUUUAAUCGUGAUUGCUAUUCCCGUGGAAAUAUGAAAGGUGGUUUAACAAGGAACUGCAAAGCAAACAACAAAGGUGAGAAUAAGUUUGGUAAAUGCUUAUCUUGUGGCAAAUUUCAUUUUCGUAAUUCAUGUGCAUUUCGUAAUGCUAAAUGUUUUAAAUGUGGCAAGAUAGGACACAUUCAGUCAGUGUGCAAAACUACUGUUCACUUUGCUUCAAGUAUUACUAAGUCUGGUAACUUAGAUCCCAACAAUUCGGCUGUUCUUGAUGAUCAUUUAUCUUUAUCCACUACUUCAAAAGGGAAUGUUCAUAUUCAAAAGCGAUUAUAUACAUCCCUUGGUUCAUUUCAUGACUUUAUUGUGGACACAGGUAGUAUAGAGUCCAUUAUUUCAUUCAAGAACUUGAAAUCUUUAGAUCCUAAUGUUGUGGUAAAACCCACUGAGGUUUCAAUACUGGGGAUUACUGGACACAGACUACCUAUACGAGGAUGUUGUAAAUUGCUAAUAAGAGAUGAUAAUUCUUCAUACGUACCUUGUGAAUUUUUAGUUAGUGAAACAGGACUGUCCAUACUGGGUUUAAAAAAAUCUGAAAAGGCUUAAAGUGGAAUUGUCUCUACUAGUUUCUACAGAGAAUUCUGAUGCUUUACUCAAGGAUUUGAUAGCUGUGUGUGCUAAGUGUAGUGGAGGUAUGAAAAUUCAGCCCAUUAAACUUCAAGUACAGGGUGAUCCGGUCUUUCUUAAAAGACGAAUAAUUCCUUAUGGUCUUCGAGAAGCAGUACAUAAGUCACUGAAUGAUUUGUGUGCGAAAGGUAUAAUUGAACCAGUUCAGUCCUCAGCAUGGGGUACUCCUAUUGUUACGCCAUUGAAAUCGGAUGGCAAGACCCCUAGAAUAUGCGGUGAUUACAGAUUGACACUGAACUCCCGUUUGUUGAAGCAAACAUGCACGACGAUGGAGGCUGAAGAUAUUCUAAAUCGGCUUCAUGGUUCUAAAGUGUUCUCGAAAGUUGACUUGAAAUAUGCUUAUCUUCAAAUUCCUUUAGAUCAAUCUUCAUCUAUCUUGACAACAAUUAACACUCCUUUUGGUCUGUUCAAAUACAACUUCCUUCCAUUUGGUCUUAGUUGUUCUCCAGCCAUAUUUCAAGAGGUCAUGAAUAAGAUAGUCAGCGAUAUUGAAGGUGUUGAAGUUUAUCAAGAUGAUCUCAUUGUUCAUGGUGCUGAUAAAGUAGUCCAUGACCAGAGACUUAUUGCUUUAUUGCGUCGUUUAAUUGAGAAGAACAUUACAGUGAAUCCAAAUAAGUGUUCAUUUAGUGUAUCUAGUUUUGAAUGCCUUGGAUACCUAGUUGAUGGUAAUGGUUUUAGACCAGAUAUGAAACGACUAGCUCCACUGACAAAUGCACCGUCUCCAAAAAACAUCACAGAAUUACGUUCACUAGUGGGUGCUCUUCAGUACUAUUCUCGUUUUAUUCCUAAUUUUUCUUGUCGUGCCAAUUGUUUAUUUAAUAUUUUGACAUCCAAUUCAUUCAAAUGGGGUGAAGAACAAGAGUCAUGCCUACGAAGUCUGCUAAAGUUUCUUCAAAGUGAUGCUGUCCUUCGAACUUACUCACCCAGUGUACAUUCUGUUCUUAUUACUGAUGCGUCACCUGUAGGUAUUGGUGCAGUUUUGGAACAGGAAGGUAGGCCAGUUAUAUGUGUUUCACGCAAACUUUCUGUUGCUGAACAAGGUUAUUCACAAACGCAGCGAGAAGCGUUAGCUGUGUUUUGGGCUGUUAAAAGACUUCAUAAAUAUUUAUUUGGAAAGAAGUUUACCAUUGUUACUGAUCAUGAAGCCUUAAAGUUCAUUUAUCAUCCUGACAAAUCCUUAGCACGUUCCUCAGCUGCUAUGGUUCAACGAUGGAGUAUUGCUUUGAGUGCUUAUGACUAUACGAUUCAGCACAGGAGUGCAAAACAAAUUCAACACGUUGAUUACAUUUCUCGACAACCAUUACAAGAUAGACCUGUUAAUACUUCAGACUGCUUGUUAGUGCAACCUUUACCGGUGAGACGUCCAGAUCUCAUUAGAGAAACUCGUAGAUACUUUGGAUGUAUACUCAGUGCUAUACGGAAGGGUUGGAAUGCUAAUCUGAAACGUAGAUUUCCUGUCUAUUAUUCAAAGCGGGACGAGUUAUCUACUACUCCUGACGGUAUUUUGUGUUUAAAUGAUCGUGUUGUUAUUCCUCCUUCAUUACGCAAACCUGUCCUUGAUGAUCUUCAUAGUGGACAUCUUGGUGUUGAGAAAAUGAAGUCCUUAGCAAGACUCACAUGUUGGUGGCCAGAGAUAAAUGCAGAUAUAUGUCGUACAGCAAACAAUUGUGAGAAAUGUCAUAAGCUAAAAAGUCUGCCUUCGAAGUGGACUCCAUGGCCAGUAUCGUCUGAGGCCUGGCAGAGAAUUCAUGCAGACUACUGUGGUCCAUUUCUUGGCAAAUACUAUGCACUUGUAAUUAUUGAUUCUUUUUCUAAGUGGCCUGAAGUUUUUUUCACAACUUCACCGAAUUCUGACUUCACAAUUCAAGCAUUAAGGAAGGUGUUUAGUCGAGAAGGAGUUCCCAUGGUGUUGGUGACUGAUAAUGGCUCUCAUUUUGCUGCAGAUGCAGUCACUAAUUGGUUAAAUGGUAUAGGGUGCAGACAUCUGUUUACGGCUCCCAGGCACCCUUGUUCCAAUGGUCAGGCAGAAAAUUUCGUAAGAACAUUGAAAAUUGCUAUUGAUUCUAUUGCUGCUUCGACAUUCAAUGAACUGGAGAGGGGAGUAGAUACAUUUCUACUUCAAUAUAGAAAUGCUAAGCAUUCUGUGACGAAAGAGACUCCAUCAAAGCUAUUAAAAGGAAGAAUUCUCCGUUCGAAUAUGAGGUGUUUGGAGUCUGCAGAAGUUACGUAUUAUCGUGGUAAUGAUCUUCGACCAGCCACGGGGAUCGUAGUGAAGAAUGUUGGAAAAUCUAUGGUGCGAAUUCUGGAUAUCAAUGACUUGACCAUACAUAACCGACAUGUUGAUCAAAUACAAUACCAGAAUCCAGGUGAGUCUGUUCCAAUUUCGGUUGUUAAUUCUAAUACUAAUGAGUGCAUUCUAGAUAAUACAGAGUCUACAUCCAAUACACCGUCGGACAGAUGUAAGAUGAACUUAAGAAGAGGACGAACAAUCGAUUGCAGACACUUACACUCCAAUUCGAGCUGUGGCGGAUGUGAUGUUUAAAUAAAUCAAUGACUUCUUAGUAUUGAUGACUGUUGUAAUUUUGAAUUCAAAAUACAAUACAUUCGUUCGAGUUCAUCUGAUACUUCUUGGUUAAAUUGCUUUAUUCCUGGGAUUACUAGUUCAUACUACAAUUCAAAUACUUCUAAUUAUCAUACUAUACUAUUUGUAUUAUCUUCACAGAAAAUGUAAACUUUUAUGAUUUCCAAAGACUGUAUUGAAUCAUUAAAUAUGAAAAAUAUAUUUGUAAACUCUCAGCGAAUGAAUUUGAAGUAAAUCCAACGUUUCACUUGUAUUGAAUCAUGUCAUUGUUCGAGACUGUUAUAUCAGUCAUUAAGUUGUAAUCACUCCCGUCCAAACAGAAAAGCAUUAAAACGUUAUUUACUUAAUAAAAUUGAUACAUUAAAUAAGGACUUGACGGAGAUAGAAAUAAAUAUUGCUCGCAGAAAAUUUGCAGUUGAUGAAUUAACUGAAGACCGUAAGUCCCAGUUUAUGGAUUACGUUACAAAAAUAACUAAGGUAAGAUCAGACAAGAAACACAUCCAACUUCUCAAAAGCCUGGAAAGUCAACCUGUAGAAAAUAAAUUUCCGACUGAAUUAAAGAGGCAUGUACAUAAUUUUUCCGGUACUGAAUUAAAUAAAGAAAAACUUGAAGUAUUACCACUAGGUCUGAAAUUCUGUGAUACACAAAACCGCGUAAAUCUUAUGGAUACGGAUAUUCGAUUUGAAAACCUAAAUCAUCAGACAUCGGAUCUAGUCCCACAUCUGAUCAGGAAAUUGAAUGUUUCAAAUCAAACCUAGUUGACUGCUGCAUUCAGUUUAAGAAUAGUAGAUAUAACUACAAAAGCAAUUUUUACUAAAAAAACACAAGUUUACCAAUGAACCCAUUAAUGACGAGAAUCUGACUAUCACAAAACCUGAUAAAGUAACAGGAACUGUCCUACUUAACAAAAUAGACCACAUUGACAGGAUGAAUAACAUCUUGAAUGAUAACUAAAAAUUUCAGAAAUUUAAUAACCAAAAAGAUGUCAAUGAUAAGAUGGAGAAUGAACUAACCAUAUCUUUUGGAAAAGCUCAGAGAUCAACAAAUGGUUCCACCAAUUAUAUAUGAAACAAUUAAGCCUAUAGGUACCCAUUUACCUAGGUUAUACGACUGCCAAAGGUACAUAAACCAGAUAUCUCAUUGAGACCUAUUUUGGACAAGUACGGUUUCGCAUAUCAUACUGUAGCAAAGUGGUUUUGAAACCAUUCCACAAACACUUAUUAAAGCAUAGUAUUAGGGAUGCAUCCCAGUUCGUCUAU